GCUGCUGGGCUUCUCUGACGCGCCCCCGUCUCUGCUCGGAACCCGGAGCCGCGUUGCGAGAGUCACCGCGGGAAGCCGCCACCAUGUCGGUCCCCAGCGCGCUCAUGAAACAGCCGCCCAUCCAGUCCACGGCCGGGGCCGUCCCGGUGCGCAAUGAGAAAGGUGAAAUUUCGAUGGAAAAAGUGAAGGUCAAGCGCUAUGUGUCAGGAAAGAGGCCAGACUAUGCCCCUAUGGAAUCAUCAGAUGAGGAGGAUGAAGAAUUUCAAUUCAUUAAGAAAGCAAAAGAACAAGAAGCGGAGCCUGAGGAACAGGAGGAAGAUUCAUCUAGUGACCCUCGGCUCCGGCGUUUGCAGAACCGCAUUAGUGAAGAUGUGGAAGAACGGUUGGCUCGACAUCGGAAAAUAGUAGAGCCAGAAGUAGUAGGAGAAAGUGACUCAGAAGUAGAAGGAGAUGCUUGGCGUGUGGAACGAGAAGAUAGCAGUGAAGAAGAGGAGGAAGAAAUUGAUGAUGAGGAAAUAGAGCGGCGCCGUGGCAUGAUGCGUCAGCGAGCACAAGAGCGAAAAAAUGAAGAGAUGGAAGUCAUGGAGGUGGAAGAUGAGGGACGUUCUGGGGAGGAAUCCGAAUCCGAAUCUGAGUAUGAAGAGUAUACAGACAGCGAAGAUGAGAUGGAACCCCGCCUCAAGCCAGUCUUCAUUCGAAAGAAGGACAGAGUAACAGUUCAAGAACGUGAAGCUGAAGCAUUAAAACAGAAGGAACUGGAACAGGAGGCAAAGCGCAUGGCUGAGGAGAGACGCAAGUAUACACUCAAGAUUGUGGAAGAGGAGACCAAAAAAGAGCUGGAGGAGAACAAGCGGUCCCUGGCUGCACUGGACGCACUCAACACUGAUGAUGAAAAUGAUGAGGAGGAAUAUGAGGCAUGGAAAGUUCGUGAGCUCAAGAGAAUCAAGAGAGACAGAGAAGAUAGAGAAGCACUUGAAAAGGAGAAGGCAGAAAUUGAGCGCAUGCGAAACUUGACUGAGGAAGAGAGGCGAGCAGAACUUCGGGCAAAUGGUAAAGUCAUUACCAACAAAGCUGUCAAGGGCAAAUACAAGUUCUUACAGAAGUAUUAUCAUCGUGGUGCCUUCUUCAUGGAUGAAGAUGAAGAAGUUUACAAGAGAGAUUUCAGUGCACCUACUCUUGAGGAUCAUUUCAACAAAACUAUUCUUCCCAAAGUUAUGCAGGUCAAGAACUUUGGGCGCUCUGGUCGUACCAAAUAUACCCACCUUGUGGAUCAAGACACCACCUCCUUUGAUUCAGCCUGGGGUCAAGAGAGUGCCCAGAAUACAAAGUUCUUUAAACAAAAAGCAGCAGGGGUAAGAGAUGUAUUUGAACGGCCGUCUGCCAAGAAGAGGAAAACGACUUAAGAGUUCAACCAUUUAUUCCAACUAAGGAACGAAGGAAGUUUCAGCAUCCGUCCUUGAUUUGCUUUUUAUCAUUAUUUACAUGGACCUUGUAUCCGUCCUUUUGGAAUUCCUGCCAUACUUGUGACAUUGGGUGAUGCAGUAAAGAUGCUUCAUGAGGUUUGGACUCGCACUGAAAAGCCCACAGAAAAGCACUAUCCAGUCAGGAUUAGAAGAUAUUUAAAACUUUUUCAGAGACCUGGGAUUACUAAAUUCAUGUGGACUAUUCCAAGUUUUUCUUAGCUUGUAUGAUGAAUGUGAAUAAAUAGACAAUGCAUUUUACAGAAAAUUCUUGAAA
This is a messenger RNA of Suncus etruscus (white-toothed pygmy shrew), 1737 nucleotides long. RefSeq names its product microfibril associated protein 1 (gene MFAP1). The transcript is spliced from 9 exons. Gene Ontology annotation, biological process: mRNA splicing, via spliceosome. Gene Ontology annotation, cellular component: U2-type spliceosomal complex. NCBI's taxonomy places the organism in Eukaryota, Metazoa, Chordata, Mammalia, Eulipotyphla, Soricidae. Gene Ontology annotation, molecular function: RNA binding. The record is from RefSeq and is a predicted model, not a curated record. The coding region runs from base 84 to 1403 and encodes 439 amino acids.